ACAAACGAAAAAGCAAUUAAAGCCGUAAAUACGAGGAUGCGAACAGAGUAGAGAUGAAGAUGGCGGACCAGAGUCAAAGUGUCGUGUUAAGGAGAAAUAGGCCUGGAACUAAGGCUCAGAAUUUUUACCGAUGGUGUGAAGAGGCAUAUGAAGAGAUGGACUCGACCCUUGUAGUGCAGCAGUACAUCCAGCAGACCAUCCGACAUGACCACAACAACAUUGACGCCAUUCUCAAUGCCCCAGAAACUCAAGAUGAAGGGGUUUGGAAGUAUGAGCAUCUAAGGCAGUUUUGUAUGGAGUUGAAUGGCUUGGCAGUACGACUACAGGGAGAGUGCCAGCCCACUACGUGCACUCAGAUGACAGCCACAGAGCAGUGGAUCUUCCUCUGUGCUGCACACAAGACACCCAAAGAGUGUCCAGCUAUUGACUAUACCCGACACACCUUGGAUGGGGCUGCCUGUCUUCUCAACUCUAAUAAGUACUUUCCCAGCAGAGUAAGCAUCAAAGAAUCCUCCGUAGCCAAACUGGGAUCAGUGUGCAGGAGAGUCUACAGGAUAUUCUCCCAUGCAUAUUUCCACCAUAGACAAAUAUUUGAUGAAUUUGAGGCGGAGACCUCUCUGUGUCGGCGAUUUACAGUUUUCGUAACAAAGUACAAUUUGAUGUCUCGGGAUAAUCUUAUUGUUCCUAUCCUGGAGGAUGAAGGCGCUGGACAAGGCGAGUCAGACGCAUAGGAUGGAUGUGUCUGAAAGUAGUUAGACGUGGAGAAAUAAUUGAUUGUGCUGUACAUUGAUGCUAAAACUUCAUGAUAUGUGCCCUGCCUACAGAAAAUAGUAGUGACUGGGCUCUCCCCCUGAAAAUGCAACAGUGGCUUAUUUGACACUGUUGUUUUGCUUUGAGAAUCUGAGCCUCGACUUUCCAAAUAUCAACACUGUGCUGUGGCUCUUGAUUUCUGUUGAUUGUUUUAUUUUUCAGUUGAAUAUUUGCACUGGCUCUUCAUUUCAACUCUUGAAAGGAUUAAUGGAGGUUGCUGCAUUGCUGUACAUUAUAUUGCAACUGAUGCCUUACAUACACCCAAAAGAAGGGAAAAGAAAUUCCAAAAGAAGAUAAAGGGGAGGGCCCAAUUAGACUCCAGUUACCCUCUAACUUUGGUGACAGUUGUAACACAAAGAUUUCCUACCUUUUACAGGUUAACAGGUGCUUUCUGAGGUACCAGGUACUUACAGGUAGGAUAGAAAAUGAAUUGAGCUGAUGGAAUCAGUAAAGGAAAUGUUUUAAAAGGAAAGUAAGUAAUGACUUUUGAGCUGUCAGUCUGCGCUUCAGAUGGAAAUGGCUUGUUACUGAACAUUUGACUUCUGUAGCCUGUUUUGAGGAUUAGCGUAAAAAGAGAAUAACAUUGUAUAGAAUUUAGUAAAUGGAUAGUAGAAGGAUAUGUUUGUGUAUUUAUUUUUAAUCAUAAUUUUUAUUAUUUCUGUUCUCCAUGAAUCAACAAAUGGAAGUACAAGACAAUAGAACUAUCAUAAUUUGGGAGCAUACUAUAUUUUAUAAAUGAAGAUCAAGAGAAUUUUCAUAAAUCAGUAUAAGUUUAUUAAUUAUGAUUAUUUUUGAGGAUUUUUGGAAUGAUUAUAUUUAUAACUAAACAAACACAAACAAACAAACACACACCCUAGUCCUCUGUCCAAAAAGUAAUGUUAAUUGGCAACUGAUAUGCAAUGAUUAGAGAGAAAGGUCUUACAUAGACAUUGAGUUUAUCUAUCUUCAAGUGACAUUAGGUUUCAGAUGGUGAAGCCAAUAACAGUUUAUGCAUUUACCAAGUUGUAAUAGUUGAGUUGGAAGGAGAUGUGUUUAUCUACCAUUCUAUUUUUUGGUAAUAAAAAACUGAUGAGA
Molecule: messenger RNA, 1884 nt
Organism: Penaeus vannamei (Pacific white shrimp)
Lineage: Eukaryota; Metazoa; Arthropoda; Malacostraca; Decapoda; Penaeidae
Gene: Mob4
Product: MOB kinase activator 4
Cellular component (GO): cytoplasm
Source: RefSeq, a predicted model, not a curated record